Molecule: messenger RNA, 1269 nt
Organism: Rhagoletis pomonella (apple maggot)
Lineage: Eukaryota; Metazoa; Arthropoda; Insecta; Diptera; Tephritidae
Exons: 3
Coding region: 307-867 (186 amino acids)
Source: RefSeq, a predicted model, not a curated record
UACAUAUGUAUGUUAAUUUGCUUCUUUGCUUAUUUAGCGCAGCCAUGGCAGAAAAAAUCAAAUGGACUCAAGCGGAGAUUGAAAAUCUGAUAAAUUUGGUGCAGCAGUAUGAAUGCAUCUAAAGUGUGCAGGUUAUUUAGACCGCAACGCCAAAGCCCAAGCGUUUGAUAAAAUCUGCGAAGAUUUGGAAAUGCCGCAAUUAGACGUAAUAGAAGUGAAGAAAAAGUGGAAAAAUUUGAGGACACAGUUUUUGAGAGAGAUGCGAGAGUUGCCGGCUUCUAAAAAAAGUGGUUCAGGACUCUGCGUAUGUACACACCAAAAUUGUGGUGUUAUACACAAUUACAAUUUCUUGAAGCCCACACACAAAUAAGGAGCGGACAGAGUAAUUUUGAGAUAACAUUUGAAUUUUGUUUCUCAUGUUUAUUAAAAAAUACGUGUUUUACUUUUAAGGAUGUUACCCCUCCGCCCGAAAGCCCAGGAGGCACCUCGUCUGAUGUCUCAAACUUUUCCCAGUUUAGCCCAGGAGCCCCAUCGAGUAUUUCUCAUUCUUCCCCACUAAGCCCACAAACGACUUUAAGUGAAUUUAUUGAUAUAAGCACUGAAGCGAGUAGCAGUGGCGCUAGCAAAGAGCCACAGAAGAAACGGGCAAAGGACGGUGCACUGUACAGGUUACCGAAGGAUUUGGCCUCAUUCAAAGACAGAAUCUGCGAAAAACGCACGAAGCCAUUUUCUUGGCUGGGUAACUUGGUAGCAACCCAAAUGGAGGAGAUAAUUCCCGAACAGCAAGACGACGCUGCGUGGGAGGUUCAAUGCCUUAUGCGAAGACUGGUGCAAGAACGCCUCAUCUUCGCAACCUGUUUCGUGUGACCUGCUUCAAGAUGCAAUGAGUGGAGUCUUUUAUAAAACUGAUUUUGAAUGACUGUAAGUAAUAUGGAUGUCCGUUCUAUAAAAGCAAAUCAAAAAUGUUUAUCUCUUUAUUUUUACAACUCCUUAUAACAAUUAGUGCUGUGAAAUAGAAGAAGUACCUGGAAUGUGUAUUUUUAUUUUUAUUUUAUUUAUUUCUUUUUAAUGUACAAAAUUUGUGAUGAUUUUUUUUUUUUACGAAAGACUGAAUUAUUAUUAUAUAAGUUAUGUGUAAGUGUAGUUUAGGAAAAAGCUCUUUAAUGAAACCAUUGAAGUACAAGGUUUUGUUUGUGAAAUUCAAACAACGAAAACCCGUGUACCUUAACUUUUUAUAUUGACUGUAUCUACAUUCACACAUAUAUCUAA